UUCGGAAAGACACCAGAUAAAAAAUGGCAAUAGUAAAAUUUUCAUUGUUGAGUCGAUGCGAGUAAAUGUUCCUUUAAGUCGAAUUUUAAGCUUGGUUUUUGCUAUGAAAUUGUGUGUAUUAAUUAAAUAAUAUUCGCGUCGUUGUUUCAUCUUGUUGCCGUUUUCAUUUAUGUCGUUGUGUAUUUUUGUUUGAUAAAUUAACGAUGUGUAUGCCUAGGGUCUUUUGUGCCCUAAGACCCGGGCUAAGUGGUGAUUUUGUUGUGUGUUACGUUCGGUGUAAUAAAAUGUAUUGAAAUUUAGAAUGCAGAAAAGAGACAAGGAAAGAGAGGAAACUAGGGAAGACACACCUGGAAAAAGAUUAUCUAAAACGGGGAACGCAUCGACCACAAAAACCAGCAUGCACCGACACAGUAUUUCAUCUAACACUGGAAUCUUGAUGGUUGGACCAAAUUUCAGAGUUGGCAAAAAAAUAGGAUGCGGAAAUUUUGGAGAGUUAAGGCUGGGAAAAAACUUGUAUAAUAAUGAACACGUUGCAAUCAAAAUGGAACCAAUCAAGUCAAAGGCACCGCAGUUACAUUUAGAAUAUCGAUUUUAUAAGCUUCUUGGAUCUCAUGAAGGUAUUCCGGAUGUGUACUACUUCGGGCCCUGCGGAAAAUACAACGCUUUGGUAAUGGAGCUGUUGGGCCCCAGUUUAGAAGACUUAUUCGAUUUAUGCGGUAGAAGAUUUUCAUUAAAAACUGUAUUAAUGAUCGCCACACAACUGCUUCAUAGAAUAGAAUACGUGCACGAGCGUCAUUUGAUAUAUCGAGACGUGAAACCAGAAAAUUUUUUAAUAGGCCGCACGACUACGAAAAAAGAUAAAGUUAUACAUAUAAUAGAUUUUGGUCUUGCUAAAGAAUACAUAGACUUAGAAACCAGUAAACAUAUACCGUAUCGGGAGCACAAGAGUUUAACGGGAACUGCUAGAUAUAUGAGUAUAAACACUCACCUAGGAAAAGAGCAAAGUAGAAGAGACGAUUUAGAAGCAUUAGGUCAUAUGUUUAUGUAUUUUUUGCGCGGCUCUUUACCAUGGCAAGGACUUAAGGCUGAUACGUUAAAAGAACGAUACCAAAAAAUAGGCGAUACUAAACGUGCUACACCUAUCGAAGUAUUAUGCGAUGGCCAUCCAGAGGAAAUGGCCACUUAUCUUCGUUAUGUAAGAAGGCUGGACUUUUUCGAGACACCCGAUUACGAGUAUUUACGAAAAUUAUUUCAAGAUUUAUUCGAAAGACGUGGUUUCGUUAACGAUUCGGAGUUCGAUUGGACGGGUAAAACUUUGUCUACUCCUGUUGGUUCCUUAUUAACUGGUCAAGAAACAGUAAUUUCACCGUGUAAAGAACGUCGCAUACCUGCCGCUGCUACAAAGGUGCAUAAUUGGUGUUCUUCAUUCCGAAAUAACCGAGAUAAAGUGGGAAAUGAGCCGCAUGAGCGUCGCCCUGGAACCAGCCUAACCCUAUUAGAUAAUACCAGAUCCCGCGAAAAAUUGAUUUUGGAAUUGGUGGAGGAACAGCGGGUUGUAAGUUCAACUAAUGGUGAAUUAGCUACAGACGAUCCUACCGCUGGUCAUUCUAAUACCCCAAUAGCUGCUCAACCGGAUGUCGAUGUUGUAGAUGAUACUAAAUGUUGCUGUUUUUUUAAAAGAAAAAAAAAGAAAAACAGCCGAACGAAAUGACUAAUGGUUGUACAAAGUAACAAAGAAAAAGAAGCUGUAACUUUGUUACAUACUAUAUCUCAAUCGAAUUCUCGCGACAGCGUUUUAAAUACCGCAUCGUGAACGCUAUCGACCAAAUUAAUUUAUCAAUUUUUUUUGUCUAUUUUAUUUCGUUCGAUUCGAUUUACUACGCGCGUAUAUAAUAUAAAAUAUUUUAUCGUUUUGUUUUUUUUUUAUACCUAUUUUUCUCCAUUUUCAUCUGGUUCGGAGUUCGGAGAGAAUAUACAAAUUUAAUGUUUCAAUUUUACUUAACGCUUCUUCGUUAUAUGAAUAUUUUAAAUUAACGUGUGAACUCGCGCGCGCUUUUCUUUGUAAUACGUCGAUAUGAAUAGGUGUAUUUUAAAAAUUUAAUCUAAACGUUAUGUAAUUUUAUUGCAUUGAGAGAAAGUUCCAUUUACCUAUGUGUACUUUUUACAUUGUAUGUAUUUUUUUUUCCUCGUCGAGACGUCCGUGUUGACUUUAUACAGACAUCGAACGAAUUGUGCAUUAUUAUUAUUUUUUUUGUUCUUUUAUGAUUAUUAUUUAAUUUUUUUUUUUUUUUAAUAUAAAAAUUUCUCGUAUCAAAUUUUAAAUGUGUAUCGUUAAAGAAAAAUUUCCUUUCGCGUCAUUUGUGUUAUAUACCUACGUUUAUUUUUAUUAGUUUUUAUUAAACUGCAUUCAAACCAUUUUUUUUUCUCGCUAAUUACAAUAUUUUGUGAUA
Messenger RNA from Planococcus citri (citrus mealybug), 2450 nucleotides. RefSeq names its product casein kinase I gish (gene gish). Lineage: Eukaryota; Metazoa; Arthropoda; Insecta; Hemiptera; Pseudococcidae. Gene Ontology annotation, biological process: signal transduction; endocytosis; positive regulation of canonical Wnt signaling pathway. The transcript is spliced from 12 exons. Gene Ontology annotation, cellular component: nucleus; plasma membrane; cytoplasm. Bases 302 to 1711 code for a protein of 469 amino acids. The record is from RefSeq and is a predicted model, not a curated record. Gene Ontology annotation, molecular function: protein serine/threonine kinase activity; ATP binding.